AUGUCGGAGCGCAUUCGUGAGCUUGUGGAUGAGCCAGUGUCUUUUCUGCGUGAGGGCAUGCAGUUUAUGAACCGCUGCACCAAGCCGGACCGUAAGGAGUUCAUCCAGAUCUGCCGCGCCGUAGGCACUGGUUUCGUGGUUAUGGGCUUCAUUGGCUACCUUGUCAAGCUCAUUCAUAUCCCCAUUAACAACAUUACAACGCACAAGCUAUGA
Molecule: messenger RNA, 213 nt
Organism: Malassezia pachydermatis
Lineage: Eukaryota; Fungi; Basidiomycota; Malasseziomycetes; Malasseziales; Malasseziaceae
Product: protein transport protein sec61 subunit gamma
Exons: 3
Coding region: 1-213 (70 amino acids)
Biological process (GO): protein targeting; post-translational protein targeting to membrane, translocation
Cellular component (GO): Ssh1 translocon complex; membrane
Molecular function (GO): transmembrane protein transporter activity
Source: RefSeq, a predicted model, not a curated record